AUGAAGAUGACCUCUCUCUUGCUAUUGACCCUGGCGGCCACUGCCGCGCCGUCCGCGGCCGGCAGCCCGGUGGCGAAGGUCAUCGAGAUGUUGUCUGGCCUCCAGGCGAAGGUCAUCUCGGAGGGAGAGGAGUCGCACGCUGUCUUCGCGAAAUUCUCUGAGUGGUGCGAGGACGAGGCCCGCGAGCUUGGCUUCCAGAUCAAGACGUCCCAGGGCGAGAUCGCCGACCUCAAGGCGACUAUUGAGAAGGAGGCUGCCAGCAUCGCGGGGUACGAGGCCAAGAUCGAGGAACUCGCCGCGGAGCUGGCCCUGGACGAAGCGGACCUGAAGGCUGCCACCGAGAUUCGCUCGAAGGAGCAAGCCGACUUCUCUGUCGAUGAAAAGGAGCUGAUGGAGGUCAUCGACACCCUCAAGAGGGCACUCGCCAUCUUGGAGAGGGAAAUGGCCAAGAUCGGCUCGGCCUCCAUGCUUCAGGUUCAAAGUGCCAAGUCCGUCGCGCAGGCGCUGACCGCCAUGGUGCAGGCCUCUCUGAUCAGCUCCACCGACGCCAACAAGCUGUCCUCGCUGGUGCAGUCCGCGCAGGCGUCCGGCGAGGAGGACGGCGACUCGGGCGCACCAGACGCGGCCGUGUACCAGGGCCAUGCCGACGGCAUGGGCCGUGAGAACGACGGUGGCAUCAUCGCGGUCCUCGAAGAUCUGCUCCAGAAGGCGGAGGCGCAGCUGGACGGCUUGCGCAAGGCGGAGACGUCGUCCCUCCAGAACUUCCAGGUGCUGUCCCAGAACCUGAGGGACGAGAUUCAGAACGGCAACGCGGACCUCGCCGAGGCGAAGAAGGGCAUGGCGGCAAGCGGCAGCGCGAAGGCGGAGGCCGAGGGCGACCUCUCGGCCACCUCGGCAGACCUUGCCGGCGAUGAGGACACCAAGGCGACCCUGCACGCAAAUUGCAUGGACAAGGCGGAGACCUUUGAGGCGGAGCAGAAGAGCCGCGGCGAGGAGCUGAAGGCGCUGGCGGAGGCCAAGAAGGUCCUCGUGGAGACGACCACCGGGGCGGACGCCCAGAGCUACUCGCUGCUGCAGACCGCCUCCGCCUCGGAGCUGACUGGCGGCGCGGACCUCGCGCGCUACGAGGCCGUGCGCUUCGUGCAGGGCCUCGCGCAGAAGCAGAACUCCACUGGCCUGGCGCAGCUGGCCAUGCGCAUGGCGUCCGUCGUCCGCGUCAGCGGCGCCAGCGGCGACGACCCCUUCGCGAAGAUUAAGGGCCUGAUUCUAGAGGCUUGCAAGUUGGAGGCGGAGGUCGCUGCGGACGCCGAGCACAAGGCUUUCUGCGACAAGGAGCUGUCCGAAAACGAGGAAAAGGAGGCCGACAAGAUCUCGGAGAUCGAGAAGAUCACCUCGAAGAUCGACCAGUGGACCGCCAGGUCCGCGCAGCUGAAGAGCGAAGUGGCGGCAUUGCAGGAGGGACUCGCGGCCCUCGCUUCGAGCCAGGCCACCAUGGAUAAGAUCCGCGGGGAAGAGAAGGCACUGUACACGAAGAACCGAGCCGAGAUGGAGCAGGGCCUCGAGGGCAUCAAGCUCGCUUUGAAGAUCCUGGGUGAGUACUAUGCCAAGGACAAGGCGCACGUUGCCGCGGAGGGCGCUAGCGCUUCCAUUAUUGGCCUCCUGGAGGUGAUCGAGUCCGACUUCUCCAAGAACCUCGCGGAGAUCAUCUCCACGGAGGAGUCCGCAGUUCAGGAGUACGAGGAGACGUCCAAGAAUAACGCCGUCGACAGGACCAACAAGGAGCAGGACGUGAAGUAUAAGAGCCAGGAGGCGGCCAACCGCGACAAGGAGACCGCAGAGGCGAAGACGGACAGGACGGGCGUGCAGAAGGAGCUCGACGCCGUGCAGGCGGUUCUGAAGAGCCUGCAUUCGCAGUGCGACGAGACGACCACGCCCUACGAGGAGCUGAAGCGCCGGCGCGAGGCGGAGGUCGCAGGCCUCAAACAGGCCCUGGAGAUCCUGGAGGGCGAGGCCGUGCUGCUGCAGCGGGCCCGCCGGCUGCGGGCGGUGCGGAGGCACGCCGCGUGA
Molecule: messenger RNA, 2067 nt
Organism: Prorocentrum cordatum
Lineage: Eukaryota; Dinophyceae; Prorocentrales; Prorocentraceae
Source: the annotation of a GenBank genome assembly